AUGAUAACUUCAUCAUCUUCCUCCCCAUAUAUCAGCGAUCCAUCAGAUCCAAAUUCGGGACCAAGUGGUUACGACGAUAAUCAAUUAAUUGCUUUAAUUAGAUUUCACAGCAUUGAUAUUAUUAUUGGCGGUAUUUCUUCGUUUUUAUGUGCUCUUACUCUUCUUAUUUUUAUUUCUUCAAAACAAUUCUUUUUACAUAAUAAGUUACUAGCCCUUUUGGCAUUAGCUGACCUUUUCACAAGUAUUGGAGUGUUGGAUUUAGGUUUAAUGCGUAAAGGAUUGUUUACAACAGUUAUGGAGACUAGUAGAGUGCCUAUUGAGACCUCUUGGACAUGUGCAGGCAAACCGUUUGUCUAUCUCCGUCUUUUGGGGGCUCUGAUACCCCCAGGAAUUGUCUUUUGGAUUAGUAUUGAACGCUUUGUUGCUGUUUAUGCGUCUGAUUUUUAUAGGAAACAUAUUAUAAAACAGUUGAGAUUUUUAAAGUUAAAUUUUGGAAAGGAUAAUCAAGGUUAA
Molecule: messenger RNA, 513 nt
Organism: Meloidogyne enterolobii
Lineage: Eukaryota; Metazoa; Nematoda; Chromadorea; Rhabditida; Meloidogynidae
Source: the annotation of a GenBank genome assembly